Molecule: messenger RNA, 4458 nt
Organism: Aspergillus glaucus CBS 516.65
Lineage: Eukaryota; Fungi; Ascomycota; Eurotiomycetes; Eurotiales; Aspergillaceae
Product: putative ABC bile acid transporter
Exons: 3
Coding region: 34-4338 (1434 amino acids)
Biological process (GO): transmembrane transport
Cellular component (GO): membrane; fungal-type vacuole
Molecular function (GO): ABC-type peptide transporter activity; ATP hydrolysis activity; ATP binding
Source: RefSeq, a predicted model, not a curated record
GACUCAUCCAAAGCUCGAUUGUCACCAUGUGUGAUGCCAUAUAUGUCUGCCAUCCCGGGCGCUAUAGUGCUUAUUAUUGGAAUUGGCCAUUUCCUGGGCUAUUACUUGCAAAGAUGGAGACCAAAAUGGACAGCAUCCUUUGUUGCGGAGUAUCCCCCGGACAGUCCAUCACUACAAGGAGCCAAACGACGGCUGGGCUGGGUACUGUCCCUUUUGAUUGUCUUGGCUAUUGGUCUUGCAGCUGAGGUAGCUCAAUUGGUUCCUCCUGGAUUGGAUUCAGCUGCUAUUAUACUAACUAUCUCAUGGACAGCUGCUACCCUUCUGAUUGCAAAUAGACAUCCAAGGUCAAGUCCUACUCCAAUGCUCGCAUUCUUCAUUACAGCUUUUGCUGUGAAAGUCUCCAUCGUUCUCAGCGUUGAGACAUACCCGAGGUUCAAAUUGAUUUCCCACUACAUUGCAGCUGGCGCUGCUAUGCUGGGCUGUCUGGUCAUCCUUCUAAUGCCACUACGAGCACCUGCUCUGCCAUGCAUCGAUAUUUCCGCAGUAGGCCAGCAACCAUCUAGCAAGUUCCGCAGCCCAGAGGACAACUUGCGACUAUGGCAGUUCCUUACUGUCUCAUGGAUGGCCCCAUUGAUAUCGACAGGGAAGAAGCGACAACUCCAAGAAGAUGACGUUUGGUCCCUUGGAUUUGAAUUUCAGCAUCGGAGACUGCAUGAUAGGUUCCGUCGGCUUCGAGGUUCCGUUAUUGGCCGCUUGCUGCAUGCGAAUGGCAUUGAUGUUUUUAUCAUUACUGCUAUUGCCAUUCUGCAGAUGCUUUGCGACUUUUCAACUCCGGUAUUGUUGCAGCAGCUAUUACAGGCAAUGAGCGAUGUCGCGGCGCCGAAAAGCGUGGCUUUGACAUAUGCCUUCCUAUCACUCGUUGUUCGUUUUGUUGCUGCGCAAUCCCAGGUCCUGCUUCUCUGGUAUGGCCGAAGAUGCUACGAAAGAAGCAGAGGCGAGAUGGUCAUGAUGAUCUAUGAGAAAGCUCUGUCCAGGAAGAAUAUCUUUGGUGUUAAAAUCGACAAUGAGGAUGAUAAGCCUCAAGACCAGGAAGAUGAAACCCCUACGGAGUCACAAACUCAAAAGAGAAAGCUAUGCGGGCUCAUUCCUUGGGGUCGCGAAACCCGUAAGGAGGACACUAAAGAGGCAGCCUCUAUCGGAAAGAUAUUCAACCUGCUACGUGGCGAUGCUUACGAAGUGGCUCAAAGAUUUUGGGAGAUUGACUCGUUGGUCGAUAAACCCCUGGGCCUCGUGAUUGCUGUCAUCCUCGUCUGGAAACUGUUCGGACCGUCCUGCUUCUUGGGUAUUCUGGCAGUCCUGGUUGCGCAGGUAAUCAAUGCGAUCAUUACUCGUACUCUCCUUCGAUGGGAGCGAGUGAGAAGGGCAGCGACAGAUGUGCGACUACAGAUCUCUUCCCAGUUCGUGGAAGCCCUGCGACACCUACGUUGGUAUGGAUGGCAAAAUCACUGGCUUAACCAAGUCAUGGAUGCCAGACAGUCCGAGCUAAACCUCCGGAUUGUGACCAGUUUGUGGAAUAUCCUUAUCCGCUUCGUCAACGCGUUCGCUAGUGGCGUGUUCCCUGUGUUGGCGUUAUAUGCCUAUACACUACUAGCUGGCAAUCCGCUACGGGUUGACAUUAUCUUUCCAGCAUUGCAGCUCUUCACCAUGCUGGAGACCCGGCUUAGAGAUAUCCCUGGUCUUAUUACAGUGUUGAUUAACGCUUCCAUUGCUGUGGAAAGAAUUGAGAGCUUCAUGUCGGAGCCAAACAAAGAGGUCAGACCUAUGCAGAUUCAUGCCGACUCGACUCCAAUUCAAAUGGAAUCUUGCUCUUUUGCCUGGCCGGGUAAAAGGCUGUCUGUGCUUUCUGACAUCUCAUUGACGAUUCCCAACGGAUUAACCGUGGUCUCUGGCAAAGUCGGUGCCGGAAAAUCAGCACUACUCCAAGCAUUCCUUGGAGAACUGGACAGGCUUAGUGGUGACUCGCAUAUUCCCAAUGAGAUGAUUGGAUAUUGCGCCCAGACGCCAUGGCUCCAAAGCAUGAGUAUCCGCGACAACAUCCUGUUCUCGUCUCCUUAUGAUGAACAACGAUAUAAGCGAGUCCUAGAUGUCUGCGCGUUGCUCCCUGAUCUUUCGAACUUCAAGCAUGGCGAUCUGUCUUUUGUGGGCGAGAACGGCAUUGGCCUUUCAGGUGGACAGAAGGCUCGUGUAGCCCUUGCCCGGGCACUCUAUAGUGCAUCCAGGAUACUGUUGCUUGAUGAUCCAAUUUCCGCUCUGGACCACAAUACAGCGGAAACGAUUGUUCGCAAGUUCUUCUCGGGUCCGCUUAUGCAAAACCGGAUGGUUGUGCUUGUGACGCACCGUACCGCGCUCGUUCGUCAUAUCGCAACCCAAAUAAUCGACAUCAAGGAUGGACGUGCGACUGUUUACGGAAAGGAUGCUAUUUCUACCGCCGCUACGGACGAUGUCGCUCAACAGCCUCCCUCAGACGAUGAAGAAGCUGGGCCUCAACAUGAGGAUGAGAUGGAAGGCACAGAAACUGCAGUUCCAGACAAGUUCAUUGAAGAGGAGCAUCGAGCAGAAUGGGGUGUAAAAGCCAAGGUCUACUGGGAUUAUAUCAGAGCUGGCAAAUAUAGAUGGUGGAUCGCGCUUGUCAUUGUCAUGACGAUUUACCGCCUGGUGUCAGUUGGGCAAUCCUGGUUCUUGAAAGAAUGGGGAGAGGCUUACGAUCAGCAUUCCCUCGUGCAAGCAUGGCGAGGUCUGAAUUCGUUGCCAAAUAGCCCAAUUGAUCGGCUGCCCGCGCCCCUCGACGACGUCAAACCCUGGUUGUUAGCAUUCUUCUUGAUCACAACUUUCCAGGCUUUCAUGCUGCUGGUUGGGCAAGUGUUGAUGCUGAUCAUCGUCUAUUUCGCGGGGAAAACGCUCUUUAGACAAGUGAUGAUGGGAGUCAGCCAUGCCACAUUCCGAUUCUUCGAUGUCACUCCCAUCGGCCGUUUGAUGAACCGUCUCACAUCGGACAUUGGAGUCGUGGACGGCAACAUCAGCGGGCAGUUCCAAAUUAUUGCGUUUCAAGCGAUUACCUGGAUUUCGUCUAUUGUUGUCAUUGCUUCGGUGACGCCAACGUUCUUGGCCUUUUCGCUUGUUCUGACCAGUGCAUUCAUUGUUGUCUUCUUGCGUUUCCUACCGACAUCACAGAGUCUGCGCCGGCUGGAAAUGGUGUCGCUCAGUCCUCUAAUCUCGAAUUUCGGCGAGCUCCUGCAUGGCCUGACUACAGUUCGCGCUUUUCACGCUGAAGAGCGUUUCCAGAACCGUGUUAUCGAUGUUGUGGACCAAUUCCAAGGUAUGGACCACUUCUACUGGUCCUUGCAAAGCUGGUUGAUGUACCGUUUCGAAAACCUCUCAGGCCUGUCCACGUUCUGCUUGACAGUUCUGGCUCUAUACACGAACGUUUCUCCUGGCCUGGCUGCAUUCGUCUUAAUCGCAGCAAACAACUUCGUCGCAUCAACACACAGCCUAUGCAAGCAAUACGGCCAACUACAAAUGGACUUCGUCUCCGUAGAACGCAUAGACGAGCUCCUCCAUGUCGAACAAGAAACACCAGGAACCAUCUCACCCCCAGCCUCCUGGCCCAAAUACGGCCACGACAUCACAUUCGAAGACGUGACAAUCCGCUACGCACCACACCUCGACCCGUCCCUGUCCAACAUCGCCCUCCGAAUCCCAGGCGGCUCCACAACAGCGGUCAUCGGCCGCACAGGCAGCGGCAAAUCCACGCUCGCUAUAUCACUCUUAAGCGUGAUCCGCCCCGAAUCCGGCCGCAUCAUAAUCGACGGCAUUGACAUCGCAAAAGUCAACACCCAAGCCCUGCGCACCCGCGUCACCUUCGUCGCCCAAGACCCCGUCCUCUUCCCCGGGACCAUCCGCCUAAACCUCGACCCCACAAACGACUACCCGGACACCGAAUGCGCAGACGUCCUCCACCGCCUCUGCGCCAGACACGGCUGGACACUAGACACUUUCGUCGAAGCCGGUGGCCGCAAUCUAAGCCAGGGACAGAGACAGUUAAUUGGGUUGUCUAGGGCUGUGCUGAGACGGAGUCCGGUUGUUAUUCUUGAUGAGGCGACGGCGUCGAUUGAUCAUGAGACGUCGUUGGAGAUUCAGAUGAUUCUUAGGGAUGAGAUGAGGGAUUCGACGGUGAUUACGGUUGCGCAUCGGUUGGAGGCGAUUAAGGAUGCGGAUUAUUAUGUUGUGUUGGAUGGGGGGAGGGUUGCUGAGCAGGGGUUUGUGGGGGAGAGGGCGUGAUAGUGUGAAAAAUAGAGCUUUUCAUUAUCCAGGUAGAUUGUACACUGUAAAAUCUUUGAGAUAAAUGAGACUGAAGGCACAUAAACAAAAACCCGCCUAGUAGCCCCGGCCAAGCGAAGA